UUCAUCUUUGACCUUUAGUAAUUCUUCCAAGUCUAUGACACUUUUCGCUAGUAAUAUGGCAUGGUCUGCAUGUGUAAGAUUAUAGACAUUCCUUCUUCCUGUCUUCACUCCUCCUUCUGACCUGCUAUUCUUAUGAUACAGUGCACACAUUCCAUACGUGGCUUCCAGCCUAUGUGGAAGCCACACGGAGGAAAAACAAUCCUGUGUUUCAAUGGGGCAUGAGCAUACAUGCUUUUACCUUUAUGAUGGGGGUCCCGGAACAGAUCUCCCAUGUAAGGGAAGGGUCCACUGUACUUUCUGCAUACAAACUGAACAAGUUUCAGAUUUCAUGACUGAAAUCAAUACAUUCUCCAUGAGACUUAAGGAACAGUCCACUACACUUGGACCAACCUUGGCAGGCAAGAAACAAAAAUGGACUGCUGCUUCAGUCUCAUGAGAAUGAUCAGUCUCAGUAAGUAUCAACCACUCUCAUUUGCAUGGGUCUAUGCUAUAUAAUCUUAAGGUGUUUCUUGCUGCAGAUGUGUUAAAUAUCAUUAUUGUAAAAAUAAUAUCUACCAGAAGGUGAUAUAUGGCUCCUAUAAAGACCGGAGGACAUAUGUGAACUUAGUUUGGGAUACACUGCUCUCUAUAGCACUUUGGAUGUAUAUUUAUUGAUUUUCAGAAUUACUACAGUAUAGUUACUGUAUAUAAAUAAUUUAUUAUUAUUUAUAUGUUACAGUGGUGGUUUUAUUCUUUGGACACAUUUAUUUCUUUGACAUAUCACAGUAUAAUGCACUGGUAGUUUCUCACUUCUAUUUUUUCCUGCGUUGUUUGUGAAACUCUUCUGUUGUGUUUGUACUAUAUGGGAGUCAUGCCAUGACAGCUAGCUUCACACACCAAUGUUAGUGCUAAAUAUUAGUGUUACUUGUCAUAUUUAUUAUUGAGUCAUGUUAUUCCCAGGCUGGCUGAAGGAGCAAUCCACAACUGGUGGGUUAUUACUUCACACCAGUUUGAUCAAGGGAAGAGACCCAACGUUCUAAAUCUUUUUGGUCCGUUUUCUCUCUCUCUCAAUGGUUUUAAUUUCCAUGCCUUAACAGCUACUUUACUUUAUUUCUCACUUUCUUCCUCUUUCAAAUUCUUGGAAAAUCUUCUUCUAAAAAUAAAUUUAAACUAUGGCUAAUGGUGUAAAGAAAAAAAGCAAACAAUACAAGGUCUAGAUGGCAAGAGAGAAAAGCUACACUUUCCUUCUAAAAAAAAGAAAAGGAACUAGAGCAUGAAACAUUUUGAAAAUCUCCCCUAAGACCACAGCUGUGCAAUUUUACUCAGGCAGUUAGCAAGUUCAGUUUUAGGGAAAAUAACAAAGCUGGACGUUAAAUUUCAUUGAUGAAUUACAGAAUAAAUAAGCAUUGGAAGAAGUGUACUCAUAGAAUUUUAGAAGCAUCCUUCCUUAAACUCAUCAAUGGACAAAUAGCUACAAUCACUUGAGGAAGAAAAAUAAAAGCAUUCUAGAAUGGUCAGUACUAAGAUUUUAAAAUUUAAAAUAGAAUUUGUAUAACUUGGUGAAUAUUGCACUACUCUCUCUCUCUCUCUCUGAUUUCCUUUCUCUGUGUUUGUGUAAUUCUGCUACCCCACAAUGGAACCCAACAUUUGUUUUAUCAUCCUAUCAUUUGUUUCACACAAUGUGCCUGUAUUUAUAUCUUAGCAGUGGAUAUGUAGAUAGCUAGUGUUCUAGCCUCUUCCAGUGCAUUCAUUUAUUAAGCAGGUUUGACCCUAAUAUGACUCUGUACCUUUGUUAAGAUUUCAACACUUUCACAAAGUGAUGGUAGUUAUUUACCAGGAGAAGCAGGUGGCAGGCAUAAUUUUGUUAUCUCUUCUUGCAGCUGGCUAAAUUAUUAACACUUUCCAUUCUAAUUCUUAGAUCUUCUGCUUUACAUGAGCUUUUGCAGACACACACAUUGCAACUGGUCUUUCUGAGCACAAUGACACUCAACCCUUUCACCUCUGUAUUUUUCCAUCAGCCACUUUAAAAGACAUCUGAGAAAAGAAUUCUGGGCAGGGAAUCAGGCUUCAGCAAAGUAUAAAAGAAAGUACAGAAGGCAGCAGAAGAUGCAUUUUUAUUAUUUAUUCUGCCUGUGGAUUCCUCUUUCUCUUGGUGACUCAAAUAUGCAACAUGCGUGUCACAAAAUUUGCUUUUGCAAAGAUGGGUCAAUGUUUGUGAACUGUUCAGGAGUCAGUGUAAGUUCCAGUUUAAUGUUCCCCUUUGAGACAGAACACUUGGAUCUGUCAAAUAGCAACUUGCAUUCUGUUCCAUGGAAAGGUCUGAGACACUUAUGGAAACUACAGAUUCUUCUCUUGAGUGGCAACUACAUUUAUAAAGUUGAAGAUAGGGCAUUCAUCUUCUUGGAAAGACUUCAUAAGCUUGAUAUUUGUAGAAAUGAAAUUUCAUUUCUUGGAAACAGUUUUUCAGUGGGACUCAUGUCUCUCCUUGAACUCAUUUUGUCCUAUAAUAGACUGCAGGAGUUGCGGUACAAGAGCUUCCAGCACUUUGAAAACCUUCAGAAGCUCAAUCUGCAAAAUAAUAAUAUAUCUUCAAUAGAAAUUGGUGCUUUUCGCAGUCUCAGCUGUUUGAGACAGCUUUUUCUUCAGAAUAAUUAUCUUCACAGCUUACACAGUGGAAUUUUUUCCAUGCUGCAACACUUGGAAAUUUUGAACUUGGAGCGCAAUGUCAUCAAAACCAUUGCUCCUGAUGUCUUUACUUCUUUAAGCAGCCUCACAAUACUUAACUUGGUCCACAAUAAAAUAGAGCAUAUUAGAUUCAAAACAUUAUUAUCUCUGCAGAGUCCUGGAACUCACAUCUUGCUGUCAAACAACCCAUGGUUCUGUGACUGUGACCUUCAAAGAGUAUUUGCAAAACUACACAGUGUCAGGAGGCUGAUAUUGGAUGACUACCAGAAUGUGACCUGCACAGAGCCCCAUAUUCUGAGAGGCCUCCCUCUGUCUUCUGUGGAUACCCAGUUGUGCAUUGCUGAGACAGUAACAGUCCUUGUCAUAACUUUUACAGUCUUGGUUACUGUGGUAGCUGCCAUUGUCAUGGCUGAAAGAAACAGAAAGAAAAGGACGGGCAAGCAUUGGAGUGAGGACAGUGAGGUAUCCUAUGAUGCUCAUAAUUAAUUUCAUUCUAGAUAUUCCUACAUUUUAUGUGUGCUUGAUGGUACUAUUUUAUCUACUCACCACAACAUUAAGUAAUUUCAUUCAGAUUUUACAUCCUUUUUUAAUGUUCUUAAUUCUGAAGCAUUAAGCCAUCAUUAUAAAAUAGACAAUGUUUAAAGAGAUUACAUUAAUAGUUACUUCCACCGGCCUGAGAAGAAGGAGACUCCACUCCCCAUAACUGCCAUCUGCCGGCCUGAGAGGGAGUUCACCAGGUAGGUCCAGCUCCAUCAGGGC
Messenger RNA from Sceloporus undulatus (fence lizard), 3423 nucleotides. RefSeq names its product platelet glycoprotein V-like. The record is from RefSeq and is a predicted model, not a curated record. The transcript is spliced from 2 exons. The coding region runs from base 2086 to 3150 and encodes 354 amino acids. Gene Ontology annotation, cellular component: extracellular matrix. NCBI's taxonomy places the organism in Eukaryota, Metazoa, Chordata, Lepidosauria, Squamata, Phrynosomatidae. Gene Ontology annotation, molecular function: protein binding.